AUGGAACCUGAGAUUCUGCUCUUAUCCUGUGGCAACCGAGAUGGAGGGAUUGGUAACUUUAUUGCAUGUAACUUAUCUGGUUUAGUGCCUUCGUUUCCAUCUCUGCCCACUGGGUCAACAGUAUGGGGCCUGACAGCAGCAGCUGCAGCAGCAGCAGCUGCCACCAAUGCCGCCAUAGCAGAAGCAAUGAAAGUGAAAAAAAUUAAAUUGGAAGCUAUGUCCAACUAUCAUGCAAAUAAUAACCAGCAUGGAGCAGACUCUGAAAAUGGAGAUCUGAAUUCAAGUGUUGGCAGCAGUGAUGGUUCUUGGGAUAAAGAAAAACUUCAGUCUCCCCCCACCCAAGGAUCACAGGCCUCUGUUAACCACCCCAACUUGCCUGGACAGCAUAAUCUUCCAGUUAGCCAUCCUCUCAACCCUCUGCAACAGAACCACCUUCUGCCAAAUGGACUGGAACUUCCUUUUAUGAUGAUGCCCCACCCACUAAUUCCUGUCAGCCUACCUCCAGCGUCUGUCACGAUGGCAAUGAGCCAGAUGAAUCACCUGAGUACCAUUGCCAACAUGGCAGCAGCAGCACAAGUGCAGAGUCCUCCAUCCCGAGUGGAAACAUCUGUUAUUAAGGAACGUGUUCCAGACAGCCCUUCUCCUGCUCCUUCUCUUGAAGAGGGCCGAAGACCUGGCAGCCAUCCAUCAUCUCAUCGAAGCAGCAGCGUGUCCAGCUCUCCUGCACGAACUGAGAGCUCUUCAGACAGAAUCCCAGCUGUCCAUCAGAAUGGGCUAUCUAUGAACCAAAUGCUGAUGGGUUUGUCACCUAAUGUCCUCCCUGGCCCUAAAGAGGGUGAUCUGGCUGGUCAUGAUGUGGGACAUGAGACAAAAAGAAUGCACAUUGAGAAAGAUGAGACCCCGCUCUCCACACCAACCGCAAGAGACAGCCUUGAAAAACUUUCUCUAACUGGGCAUGGGCAACCACUACCUCCAGGUUUUCCAUCUCCUUUUCUAUUCCCUGAUGGAUUGUCCUCCAUAGAGACCCUUCUGACUAACAUCCAGGGUCUACUAAAGGUUGCUAUAGACAAUGCCAGAGCUCAAGAGAAACAGGUCCAACUGGAAAAGACAGAGCUGAAGAUGGAGCUCUUCAGGGAACGAGAACUGAGGGAAACACUUGAAAAACAGUUGGCUGUGGAGCAGAAGAACAGAGCAAUAAUUCAGAAAAGGUUAAAGAAGGAAAAGAAGGCAAAGAGGAAAUUGCAGGAAGCACUUGAAUUUGAGACUAAACGACGGGAGCAAGCAGAACAGACGCUGAAACAGGCAGCUUCGACAGAUAGUCUCAGGGCCCUAAAUGACUCUCUGACCCCAGAGAUAGAAGCUGACCGCAGCGGGGGCAGAACAGAUGCUGAAAGGACAAUACAAGAUGGAAGACUUUAUUUGAAAACUACUGUCAUGUAUUGAAUUUUUCCUGCUGAAGAUACCUGUGCUGCGGUAAAGAACUUUGCAGUAAGACAUUCACUCAAAAGGAGUUCUGUGGAAACAAAGCGUUUUCAAGGCAACUUCCUCAACUUCGUGUAUCAAUAUUCUUCAAAAAUUUAAAGAAUUCUGCAAGAGUGUCCUCCUCUGGUUAUCUCCUGUGGCUCAACCCAGAGACCUAGAGAAUGUUUGUAAAUGUACAGUAGCACUCUUCUUACAGUGAAAAAUCUGCAUCUCUGCGCCGGACUAUUGUAUCCAAAAUCACAGGCAGAUCAGAACAAGGCUGAGUAUUCCCUUUUUAAAGGAAUGCAGACUGUCCUCCUCUGAUGAGUCUAUAUUUGAGCACAUCAAAUGAUCCUUCCAGCAGUGUCCAAGUGCACUGAUAGACUGUUAUGUCAUACCGAAACCAGCAAGACAGCUCAGAAAUGAACUUGUAGAGGGCAUAAGAGGAUUCUUAAAAAAAAAAAAAAACUAAAAAAA
This is a messenger RNA of Struthio camelus australis, 1938 nucleotides long. The record is from RefSeq and is a predicted model, not a curated record. Lineage: Eukaryota; Metazoa; Chordata; Aves; Struthioniformes; Struthionidae.